AUGGCAUUUGGUGAGAACUCGGCCUUCAAUCUUGGCUUGGCAGCUGAUGGACCAGUUCACGAGGCAAGAAAAGUUCCGGUUGAAGGGGUCAAGAAGGUAUCGAUGUCUGCAGCUCAUACUUUGUUUCUGACUCACAAAGGAGAGGUCUACGCGUGUGGAGCAGCGACAAACUUUGACGCAAACGAAAAGAGCGGCAAAUUAGUUGUCAGUCCAAUCAAAGUAACGUUUCCUGGUGAGACACUGCCAAUUGUUGAUAUUGCUGCUGGUCCACAUCACUCGGUUUUCAUCACUCCAAAAACGGUUUACGUCUGCGGUACAAACAACAAUUUUUGUCUUGGACUGGCGAAAGAUAAUGGACAAUAUUCCAUGAAAUCUAUGAAACUUCCAAUGCCGGAAGGUGUCAAGAAACUGCAGCUAGAAAAG
Strongylus vulgaris is the source of this 423-nucleotide messenger RNA. The record is from the annotation of a GenBank genome assembly. NCBI's taxonomy places the organism in Eukaryota, Metazoa, Nematoda, Chromadorea, Rhabditida, Strongylidae.